CGAUCAUUGUGUUUAAAAUUGUGUCAGUGUAAGGUUGAAUUGUGAAAAAUGGCUCGUACAAAGCAGACCGCUCGGAAGUCUACUGGAGGCAAGGCUCCUCGUAAGCAGUUGGCUACUAAGGCAGCACGUAAAAGUGCGCCAGCUACUGGCGGUGUGAAAAAACCUCAUCGCUAUCGCCCUGGUACAGUUGCUCUGCGUGAAAUUCGUCGUUACCAGAAGAGCACAGAAUUGCUUAUACGCAAGUUGCCGUUCCAGCGUUUAGUCCGUGAAAUCGCUCAGGAUUUCAAGACUGACCUUCGUUUCCAAAGCUCAGCUGUAAUGGCUCUGCAGGAAGCUAGCGAAGCCUACUUGGUUGGCCUAUUCGAAGAUACAAAUUUGUGCGCCAUUCAUGCCAAACGCGUCACGAUCAUGCCCAAGGACAUUCAACUGGCCAGACGUAUCCGUGGCGAGCGCGCUUUUGCAGUAUCCGCGUCCCCCGUGACUCCCCAAACAGCCUCGGCUGAGAAGAAGGUGGCUGCUAAAAAGCCAGCAUCUGCAUCCGUAUCUAAGGCAAAGAAAGCAGCGGUCCCUCCAACACACCCACCAACUCAGCAGAUGGUGGAUGCAUCGAUAAAAAAUCUAAAGGAACGUGGAGGCUCAUCCCUCUUGGCUAUUAAGAAAUAUAUCAGUGCCACUUACAAGUGCGAUGCCCAGAAGCUGGCUCCAUUCAUUAAGAAGUACCUGAAGAAUUCGGUUGCGAGUGGAAAGUUGAUCCAAACAAAAGGGAAGGGUGCAUCUGGUUCAUUUAAGCUGUCUGCAUCUUCUAAAAAGGAGCCCAAGCCAAAGGCAUCCUCUAUAGAGAAGAAAUCUAAGAAGGUAACUGCAUCGGCAGCAGCCAAAAAGAAGAGUAUAUCUGCCACCAAAAAAGUUAAGGGCGCUGCUGAUAAGAAGUUAUCAAAGGCUGUGGUGACCAAAAAGAGUACCGACAAAAAGAAAGCAGACAAAGCGAAGGCCAAAGAUGCAAAGAAAUUUCCCGUUGGUCGUAUUCAUCGGCUUCUUCGCAAGGGCAACUAUGCCGAGCGUGUUGGUGCCGGUGCUCCAGUUUACUUGGCGGCUGUUAUGGAAUAUUUGGCCGCUGAAGUUUUGGAGUUGGCUGGUAAUGCAGCCCGCGACAACAAGAAAACCAGAAUUAUCCCUCGCCAUCUGCAAUUGGCCAUCCGCAACGAUGAAGAGUUGAAUAAACUCCUUUCGGGCGUCACUAUUGCCCAGGGCGAAAUGGCUCGUACAAAGCAGACCGCUCGGAAGUCUACUGGAGGCAAGGCUCCUCGUAAGCAGUUGGCUACUAAGGCAGCACGUAAAAGUGCGCCAGCUACUGGCGGUGUGAAAAAACCUCAUCGCUAUCGCCCUGGUACAGUUGCUCUGCGUGAAAUUCGUCGUUACCAGAAGAGCACAGAAUUGCUUAUACGCAAGUUGCCGUUCCAGCGUUUAGUCCGUGAAAUCGCUCAGGAUUUCAAGACUGACCUUCGUUUCCAAAGCUCAGCUGUAAUGGCUCUGCAGGAAGCUAGCGAAGCCUACUUGGUUGGCCUAUUCGAAGAUACAAAUUUGUGCGCCAUUCAUGCCAAACGCGUCACGAUCAUGCCCAAGGACAUUCAACUGGCCAGACGUAUCCGUGGCGAGCGCGCUUAAAUUGCUUCGCUAUUCUCUUUUGUAGAUAUUACAAGCAACAUCCAACAAAUCGGUCCUUUUCAGGACCACAA
Molecule: messenger RNA, 1736 nt
Organism: Drosophila mojavensis
Lineage: Eukaryota; Metazoa; Arthropoda; Insecta; Diptera; Drosophilidae
Exons: 4
Coding region: 49-1665 (538 amino acids)
Biological process (GO): nucleosome assembly
Cellular component (GO): nucleosome
Molecular function (GO): DNA binding; protein heterodimerization activity; structural constituent of chromatin
Source: RefSeq, a predicted model, not a curated record